Trifolium pratense (red clover) is the source of this 711-nucleotide messenger RNA. RefSeq names its product MLP-like protein 328. The coding region runs from base 54 to 497 and encodes 147 amino acids. The record is from RefSeq and is a predicted model, not a curated record. NCBI's taxonomy places the organism in Eukaryota, Viridiplantae, Streptophyta, Magnoliopsida, Fabales, Fabaceae. Gene Ontology annotation, biological process: defense response. The transcript is spliced from 3 exons.
GCUUGAUUUUUCAUUUGUAUUGUUUAGUAAAGUUGUGUAUAAUAUAUUAAGUAAUGGCUCAAAUUUGUGUCCUUGAGGCAAGUGUGCAACUAAAAUCUUGUCCUCAAAAGUUCUUCAACUUCCUUAAGAACCAAAGUGAACACAUUCCAAAUAAAGCACAGAGUGAAAACGUGCAUGGCGUUGAGAUUCAUAAAGGCGAUUGGAACACUCCUGGCUCUGUCAAGAUUUGGAAAUUUACCAUAGAAGGAAAGGAGGAGAUAUUCAAUGAAAAGAUUGAAGUGGAUGAAGUGAACAAGACAAUAACAUAUGUUGCUGUGGGAGGGAAUGUGUUGGAGUUGUACAAAAACUACAAGGCCAUUGUGAAAGUUGAGAAUCGAAAUUUAAAGUUGAGAAUAGAAUACGAGAAGCUUGAUGAUGACACCCCACCUCCAAAGAAAUACCAACAGUUUAUCAUUAAUAUUGUUAGAGACCUUGAUGGAAACUUAGUUAAAGGUUAACAACCUAUAAUCUACAAGGAGAGAUCAAAUUACACUGAUAAUAACUUGAACUCUCUUUGUAUACACUGUGUUGUGUGUACGUGUGUAUGUAUUUUGUGUUUGUUUGAUUCACUUGGGUUUAUUAGUCUAAUUUGUUUUGUGUUAUGGUGUUGAACCAUCAUCUUGUACGUAUGGACUUAUAUAAUAUGUGCAUCAGUGGUAAGAUAUUUGAAAA